CGGAUCCGGAUGUACGGACUUUGGGCCAAGUUCACCCUGUUCAUUUCGACACGCAGCGCCGAACACGAAGCAAACUGGGGCAAAGAUGGAGAUAGAAGUCCAGACGUUGCACAGCAUUCUUCUUCACACGUUCAGCACAGACGCGAGCGCGCGAAGUGCGGCUGAGGAAGCUGUCAACAAGCUUCACUUGGCGAGAGGAUCCAUCGUGCUGCUCGUCCAGCUUCUCUCGAGCGACGAGGUCCAGCGCGAAAUUCGCCAAGCCGCAGCGAUUUCGCUCAAGAAUAUUGUUCACCGUCAUUGGGGCGCAGUGGAAUGUGGUAGCAACUGCAGCGACGGCCACGGCGGCGCGAAACAUGGGGCAUCGGCAUUUCCCGACGCAGACAAGGACGAGUACCGCAAAUAUAUAUUGGAGGGUCUGCUCACAGCCCAAGACAAGUCGAUCCGAGCGCUACUUGUUGAAUGUGUGAGCCUCAUCGCGCGUCACGAUUUUCCAAAUCAAUGGCCGCUGCUGGUGGACAAUAUUUGCGCUGCGAUCCAAUCGAGCCACGCGCAUCGCAUCAUCAAUGUUUGUCGCCGCUGUUUGGAUGCAAGACAUUCACGACUCUUGUAGGCUCUCUUGGCUCUACGUAAACUGGUGAAAUUGUACGAGUACAAACCGUCGCAUCAACGCGACACACUGAACUCAAUUGUGGUCGUGACGUUUCCAAUGCUUCGCGAAAUGCUGCAUCAACUUGUGGGGAAUAUAUCCGACGACGCUGGCCACAUGGUGCACUUGAUCGUGAAAACGUUCUGGUCGAGCGUUCAGUGCUCGCUGCCUCCGCACAUGACGCUCGAAGAAAUUGGGUCGUGGCUCGAACUGUUCAAGGCAGUGCUAACCAAGGCGUUGCCUGAGCCAAUGCAUGUGGACGGCGAUGGCAACGCCAACGACGACGAAACUCGACGAAACCCGUGGUGGAAAGCAAAAAAGUGGACGCUCCAGGUCUUCUGUCGCUUCUACAAUGUCUACGGCAACCCCAAGCACAGCAAUUCGACGCCGGAGCUGAGCGGGUUUUUCCGUGGGCAAGUUGCACCGCAUCUACUUGUGGCUGUGUUGGAAACGCUGAGCCUGCGGCCAUCGGGGCGAUAUUGCCCCGAUCGCAUUGUUCAGCUCAGCAUCAUGUACCUUCAAGAAGCCAUCAUGUCGGCCAUGGCGUACAAGCAGCUCCAGCCACACUUAGACUUUGUAUUGUUCAAGGUGGUCCACCCGCUCUUUUGCUUGACGGAGGCCGACUUGGAUUUAUUUCACAACGAUCCGCACGAGUACAUUCGCCAAUGCAGCGAUGUCCUUGGCGAGUACUUGAACCCAGUGUUUGCCGCCGAGGGUCUUCUUGUGGAACUCUGCACAAAGCGUGGCAAGGACUGCGUCGUGAAAGUCUUGUCUUUCUACAAUGACUUGCUCGUCCCAACUCCAGCAAAUGAAGGCCAGUGGAUCCAAAAGGAAGCGGCGUUGCACGCGUUGUGUGCACUGGACUCGUUCUUGACACUGUCGCCGCCGCAUCAAGCACAAAUGGAGUCGGUCAUUUUGUCGCAUGUUCUCCCAGCGUUUGAAAAUCCCCGUGGGUACAUGCGGUUGCGCGCCGUCAAGAUGUUGUCUCGGAACUACAUGACGAAACUCGUGUUUGCCGAUUCAACCAUGUCGCACGUUGUGAACUACCUGCUGCGGUGUCUUCAGGACCCAGAGUUGCCCGUGCGCAUUGAAGCUGCAAAGAGCUUUCGCCACGUCGUCAUGUACAAUCAUUCGACGGUGGUGCAGGAUACCCUUCGCCCGCUGCUUCCCCAGGUUCUUGACCAGUUCUUUGUCAUUAUGGACGACAUGGGGUUCGGGGACGAAGUCGUGCUGGCGCUGGAUCAGUUGAUCGAUUCGUUUUGCGAUGAAGUGGGGCCGUACGCUGUCCAAUUGGUCGUCCGACUCACGCAGCGCUUUAAGCAAUGCUUGGACAAGGAUGAAGACGACGAGGACGCGUGCUUCACGGCGGCGUCGUGCCUCGACACGAUCAACACGAUACUCAUGAGCAUUUACAGUCAGUCCGAGCUGUUUGAGCCACUGAUCGAUGCGCUGUUGCCAACGCUCCAUUUGAUCUUGAGCACGGAUGCCUACAUGGACUUUGUCGAGUCGGCACUCGAUAUUGUCAAGUCAAUUGCGUACUACAGCGCAGGGAUCCACCCCAAGGUGUGGGCGUUGUUUCCAACAUUGUUCCGCGGCGCCGAUUUGUGGGGUUCCGAAUACAUGCAUCAACUUGUCGUGGUUCUGUACUCGUUGAUCGGUCGAGAUGCAGUCGGGUUCGUCUCGGCGGUGUUUCAGGUCAACUUGCCCAACGGCACCACCAAGCGCAUUCGCUAUCUUGAGCUCGUGUACAACAUGGUGCGCAGAAUUCUGCACAAGGAACAUGUGGACGACGAAGAGGUGUGGGGCGCGUGUGCAAUCAUCGAAUGCAUCUUCCACAACUGCGACGGUGUCGAUGUGUUUAUCCCUGCUGCGCUGCAACUGAUCUGCUUUCGCAUGAGCCGCACCCCCACGAACGAGCCCCGAAUGCUGACACAGCUUCUCUCGGCCGUGUUGGCAGCCAUGCGAAGCAACGCAGCGUUGACGCUCACCGCACUCGAAAAGAUGAAGGUGCUGGAGCCCGUCGUGAAAGCUCUUGAGAAGAACGCGGAACUGCGCACCACACUGACCGAACAAAAGAUAUACGUUCUUGGAAUCAUGGCACUAUUUGGUCGUCCCGCUGCCGAGUUGCCUCUUCCAGUCCAGGUAAUUUGCGCACUUGAGUCCCACCCGGCAAAUUCAAAAAUGGGUUUUCCCGCGCCCAAUUUGAGGAAUGUUUGUGUAGGAGGCGCUGAAAAUGCUUGUGGUCCAAUCGGUCCAAAUGCUGCAUCGCAUUGUAGCACGGUCACAACAGCAGGCUGCGCGCGAGGAGGCGGCGGCGGCGGCUCAUGGAGGGAACGACGGGACAUUGCCACCAAUUGACAAGUCGCUCAAGGCGUUGAUUCACAAGGGAGGGUACGAUUCGGAUGAAGAUGCCGACUUGAUCUUGCACGACGACGACUACACACAUGUCCUGCAUGACUUGAAGGGCAACGACGACGUCGACGAGGACGAGGACAAGGACUACUACAGCCGAAUAGACAGUAUCGACGAGAUUGCGAUUUUCCUGCAGACCAUGCAUGGUACUGUGGCAUGUCAUGACGAUGAUCGCGUGGGAUGAGGUGGAUUUGUAGGGAUCAAGGACACUCAGCCGGCCACGUUUGAAGCGCUCGGCCUGGCAAACAACCAAGAGUUCUUCGACACGUGCGAGGUUUUUUCUGUGGAAUUGCAGCGUCGACAGGACGCCAUCGCUCGCGACACUGUGGUGGGGACGGAUGAAGGGUUGAAUGUUCAAUAAAUAUUACUUGGUCAAUGC
Aphanomyces invadans is the source of this 3437-nucleotide messenger RNA. RefSeq lists its product as hypothetical. Gene Ontology annotation, molecular function: small GTPase binding. Lineage: Eukaryota; Oomycota; Saprolegniomycetes; Saprolegniales; Verrucalvaceae. Gene Ontology annotation, biological process: protein import into nucleus. The record is from RefSeq and is a predicted model, not a curated record. Gene Ontology annotation, cellular component: nuclear envelope; cytosol. The transcript has 6 exons. The coding region runs from base 707 to 3004 and encodes 765 amino acids.